AUGGAUACCAUCGUGCCUUCGGCCAACGCGGCCUUUCCCUCGUCGGAUGCCAUCUUGAAGUCGGUGAGCACUACCGUCUCCGAGAUCAUCGACAGUGUCGACAUCAGCAGUCCGCCCGCCCAUGCUCUUGAACUCUCCUACAUUGAGCAAGCCAAUCCUCGUGGUUACACGCGUCCGAUGUUCUUCUUCCCUGCAGUCGACAAUGUUGAUCCGAUGGAAGUGGUGGAGAUUUUCCGCAAAGCUUUGGAGCCAACGCUCAAAGCCAUCCCAUCUCUGGCUUGCGAGAUUGUGCCAGUCGAAGAUGGAAAGAAACCCCCUGGAAGAGUGGCUCUCAAGCAUGGUGAUUUUGGUUCCUUGAUCGUCAAGGACAUUCGUGGUACUGGUUUCUUGUACGAGGAGUUGCGCAAGCAGAAGUUCCCUCAAUCACGGCUUGACCCUGAUGUACUCUGCGCCCGUGGUGUCUUUCCCAUAGAGGGCGAGACACAGCCCGCUUGGGUUCCUCAGCUGAACAUUAUCGAUGAGGGUUUCAUCCUUACUCUUCACAACCAUCACACUAUGUACGACGCCCAGGCCAUCAACGAGAUUCUCAGAGUAUGGUCUCAGAACUGUCGCCACGUUCAAAAUGAGUCUGUGCCUGCAUGCAGCUCUCUGCCAGUCGAACAGUUUGAAAGAUCUGCCCAUAUCACUGAUCGCGCACCAACAGCAGAUUCGGGUCGCCCUGAGCUCCACCCUGAGUUCAUGGUCCUCCCCUUCACUGUGACUUGGCCCGAGACAGCUUUCAGGAACACGCACAGACAGCGCGUCUACCGCCUAUCCCCCAAAGCUCUGGCCGAACUCAAAAAUGACUGCACCGAACCCGGCGACUCCUGGAUCUCGACCAACGACGCAGCAACAGCUUUGAUCUGGCGUUCGAUUGUUCGCGCUCAAGCCGAUCUCGAGACUUUUCCUGAAGAUGCAAUGUCCCACCACAUCAUCAACGUGGAUUUGCGUCUUCGUUCCGAUCCACCGCUGUCAAAGCAUUACCCAGGAUGUCCCAUGAACUACGCCCGACCAGGCAUGAACCUUCGUGAGCUGUGCAACUCUACUUCGCUUGCUCCCCUGGCUCGCGAGACUAGGAAACAAGUCGAUGCUCGCACACCGGAGUACACGAAAUCGCUCAUUACUCUGCUUAACAACAUCCCUGGCUAUGGCCACUUUGCCUGGACGUCGUUCCCUUCUCUUCUCACCACCGAUUGCAUGACAUCCACAUGGUACAAACUCGACAUUUUAGAUCUUGACUUUGGCGCUGCAGUUGGAAAGAUCGAGAGAGUGAGAUUCCCAACUGCAGGUCUGUUCAACGGCCUCAGCAUGAUCUAUCCUCAAAUCACUAGAGGUGGGCCCGAAGAGAUGGGAAUGGAAAUUGCGAUUGGAUUGGAGAAGCAGCAUUUCGAGAAGUUGGACAAGGAUCCUGUUUGGUGCAGGUAUGCAGAGUUGACGGAUCCGGGGUAUGAUUGUAUGUAG
Messenger RNA from Aureobasidium melanogenum CBS 110374, 1500 nucleotides. RefSeq lists its product as uncharacterized. Gene Ontology annotation, molecular function: acyltransferase activity, transferring groups other than amino-acyl groups. The record is from RefSeq and is a predicted model, not a curated record. Lineage: Eukaryota; Fungi; Ascomycota; Dothideomycetes; Dothideales; Saccotheciaceae. The transcript has a single exon. Bases 1 to 1500 code for a protein of 499 amino acids.